GGCUGUUGAAGGGGACUCUAAUUAUUCAUAUUCACAAUAUAUUUCCGUCGAACGUUCAUAUUAUGAAUUAUUGUUCGAUUACAAAAAAUAAAUGAGACAUCACUCAAUUUAUCAUGAAAAAUUUGCUAGUAAAAUUUGCACACUUUUCGACGAAUAAACUUGUCGAGAUAACAUUAAUUAAGUAGACUUGGCUGUCUGCCAGGAUUUGAGAUUGUUCAGCUGUCAUGAUUAGCAUGUCAAAGGACAGGAUAUCAGCCUGAAGCUAAGGUUAUUAAAUGGUUUCCAAUGGCAACUCACGGUGAUUGGACAUGAGUUAUUAAUUUCGGCAGUUAUUAGUCACAAAAUGAGAUGAUUGGGAAUGUGUUCACAGGACUCACACGAUAGGAAAAAUGGAUCAAUACUUAAAAUAUUUGUACAGUGGGAUAAAUUGUGUACAACUCGUUAAUUUAUAAACAGAGAAUCGAAAAUGAAGACACCUCAAUGACAGAAACUUUGACGAUUCCUGAAGAGUUCAUAAAUUAUUAAAAUGACGAUGCAGGUCAAAGAAGAAAGAGUUGACACGGAGUAUCACAGGAGUGGACAAUAUGUUGCCGGACUUCAAACUCAGCAGUAUGCACAGCAACAACAUCAACAGCCUCCUCCUCCGAUCUUCCCAGCACCGGGUACUUACCCCGUACAAAACACUUCAACUUUCCCCGUGCAAAACACUUCAACUUACCCUGUACAAAACUCUUCCAUGUUGAUGCCAAAUAAUGUACAGACUUCUAAACCAGAAGAAACUGUUUCCGAAAAUCAAAUCGAUUUCUCAAGUGUCAAAGGAAUCUUCGGUUGGACAUCAAUAGAUGGUGUUGAUGUUCCGUAUAUAUUCCGGAAAGACAAAAUGUUUGUUUCAGUAAGGAUAGUGGAACAAAAACUAUUGAAUAAAUAUCCAAAUUCCUAUCCCGAUGAUUUAGGGAAACAUCAACCUCUGACUAGUUUCUUUAUUACCCCACAUGAAUGUAAACUACUUAACGAGAUCAAUCAAGUUCACUGUGGUGGAGAAUUCGGCACAAAACUGUUUUCUAUCAAAGACCUUAUAGUAUUAUUGUCUGAUUUUGUAGAAUUUUAUAACUUAGUGAAAAAGACAUUCCCUGAGAAUGGUAAGGCAGCUAACGAGGAUGAUAAUAAAGCGUCAACAGGAUCGGAAUGUGGCUGGCUACAAGUUAACAAUACGGUCUCACCAUACGUUAAAAGACAGGCUGAUAAAUUCGUUCCAUUGUCUGUUAUGAAAUAUGCAGCUGCAUUAAAUAUUCCAGGAACCGGCGUCUUACCGGAUACAGACGAAUGUGACUUGCUGAAUAAAGCUUGUAAAAUAGCAGGAUUUAAUUUUUCAUUUUCUAAAACUACUCGGAUUAUCUCCUUGUGUGAAAUUAUGAAAAGUUGUAAAAUUAAAAUAAUGGAGCUUCCGAUGGAAAAUCCGUUACAACACGCACAAUAUAUAGAGUUGCCGAGCAACAAUAACAAUGAAACGACCCAGAAACCCAUCGAACCAACGCCUAAACCAGAACAACAAACCACUUCCAAAUCCCCAGUACAUGAUAUGGUUCCAAGUCAGUACCCUCCCCACCAAAUGCACCCUGCUUUUAUGGACCCUAGAAUGAUGUUUUCGUACACCAGGCAUCCAUACAAUAUGUACGCAAUGCAGUAUGGACCUCCGAAUGUAACCGUAAAUCCACAGCAACAGCAUCAUAUGUAUCCUGGCAUGGGACCACCGCCCCCAUACGUCAACGGACAGAUGCCUAACCAGCCUGUCCAUGGAAGCAGAAACCCUACGCCUGAACGACGACCAAGCCAGUCACCAGUAAGAACACACAGUAAUGGAAGUGGUAGUUCUACACCACAACCAAAAUCACCCAACAGAUUGACAUCACCAAAUCAUUAUCAACAAAUGAGACCCCAGCUAUCACCAGGAUCUUAUCAUGGACCUCCUUCACAACCACAAGGCAUACCAAUGCCAGCAAACAAACCACCUAAUAACAAUAUGCCACCAGGCCAAAUGCCACCGGGACAAAUGCCACCUGGUCAAAUGCCACCCGGUCACAAUAUGAUGUUUCCGAACCCUAUGGCAAAUUUCAUGCAAAACCGGGGACAAUUUAUGGCGCAAAACAUGAGACCAAACGUUAGACCUGCAAUGCCAAAUAAUAAUCACAUGAUGUCGCAACGUCAUCCAACAUCAAAACCACAAACAAUUCCAAAUGUACGACCAUCAAAUCAGUCAAACAUGAGAGCACCUCAAUCAUCAACAGGGGGGAGACAUCAUAUGCCACCUCCUCCGUCAAUGUCGGGACCACACCAAGGACCAAUGAACGCUUUGCAAUCAAUGGUCUCUCACCAAAAUGGAAACAUUAGACAAGCUGUACCACAAAACAUAUCACAGACAAUUCAAAGACACAUUCCAAACGGUUACAACCCAAAUGUUACAAAUCAGCCUCCUCAAAGGCAAAUUAAUUUGAAUAACAAUCAAAAGAAUGUUCUAAGACAACAUGUUCAGAAUACGGAUAGAACACGAAAUGAUACGAAUGAUUCCGUUGUUAAUGGUGAUAGUAAUUUUCCACGUCAUAUUACUUCAGGUCCGAACAAUCAGGAAAACAAGGGACCAGAGAAAAGUAUAAAUCAGUUCCUUGUUGAGAGUAUUAAAGGUGUGUGGUUAGGUGGUAAAAGUAUCUCGUGUAUGCACUUGAACAGUCCAGGGAGAGGCGGUAAAUUUUGUUUAGUAGAAGCUGUUUGUAAGCUGUAUUUCAGUGGAUGUAGUGUAAAUGAAUUUCUGUACGCAUUAGAAAACGUGUUAAAAGUUCCUCUAAUGACGUGUACCGAUGACGAGGAAAAAGCCUUCAUUCAUUAUUACAGUUUACCCGUAACGGUGCUCAAGUGUAACAAAAUGAUUGAUUUUGAAGACUUGGAAAAAUUUUUUCCGCAGUUGUCAUAUGUGUUUAAAGAGAAAACGGGCAACGGUGGUCCACAUAAAACAAUGUCUCAAGCUGAUAAUGAAAGCGCUCCCGUGAAUCCUAUUCAACACGACCCAGCAAUGCCAUUGACAAUGAGUGAAAUGCAACAAUCAAAUAAGCGACCAAGUAGUACACCAAUUUCUGGACCACCAGCAAAGUCGAGCAAGCGCUUGGAAGACACAGUUCAAAGGUUAAUGCAUCAACAAGAAAUGACAACAGGUGGAACAGAAAAUCCGUCAGGAAGAGGAGCCAUAAUAAUUUUAGAUGAUUGAAUUGUUGACCAGUAUUGACAUUGAAUUGUUGACCAGUAUUGACAUUGAUUUGUAGUAGUAAUGAUAGUGCUAAUUUUAUUUUAUUUUUGUAUAUUUCAGCAGAGUGAACCAAAGAAUAAGUUAAGAUACUUAAUACAUUCAUUGUUUUUUAUGUUUUUAAAAGAGAAAAUACCCGACAAUAUAAAAUAAACUUGACAUUUUUGAUAAAGGGGAUGCAUUCAUUUUUUUUUAUGUAUAUGAUAUUUUUUUUCUUAUUUACGUUAUUUUGCUAACAGGCAAAGUAUUUAUAUUACCGACAUGCAAUGACAUCUGAAAUUAAAUGAUAAUUGAAAACAAUGGAAUUUGUUUAAAUUAUCGUGAUUUCAAUUGAUUUGGUAAAUAUCAAAUAUUGCAUGAUUUUGAUAUGUGGAACAAUUGCUUACAUUUUUGUAGUUUUUUUCUUGUCAAAAAUAAUUGAAAAUGUUCGAUUUGUAUAAUGGGAUUUUCUUUCUCUAACGAUUUUUUUUAUCCACGAAUUUUAUUCAGUGGCAUCGUUUAUUAGUUUUGAGCAUUCAUAUCAGCUGUACAUUGUAUGAUAUAACAUGUGACAAAUAGAUCAUAUCAGUCGUUAUCACCACACAGAAUCUCCCAUGUCGGAAUCACAUCUGUAAAUAUGUCUUAUAAUAUUUAUUACAACUGUGAAGGUUGUCAGGGCAUUAGAAGUACUUAAUUUAGUCAGUAACGUGUUCUUAUUGUUGGUUGACACAUUGUAUUACAUUAUUAUAGAAACUUGUUUAAAACAGUCUGAUCAAAUAAUUUGUGAUAAUCAGCUGAAAUAUGGGCAAUAAAAAUUAUUUGUGUUUUGUAAUAGAUGUCAGCUUGUCCCUAUUGUUUUUUUUUUUAUCUUCAUGACGUAGUGCAUUCAUUUUAUUCCUUUUUAUAUAUAUAAAUACAAAAACUGUUCUUCCUAAAAAUGCCUUCUAAUUUUGAGGAUUACUUAAAUGUUGGAAUUGAGUUCUACAUUUAAAACAGAGAAUGGUGGGACUUGUGUACAGUGUUUUUUAUUUGUUUAUAUUUGCAGUUGAUAUUAUCCAGAAAAAGGGUAAAAUUGAAAUUUAAUAAACAAAAGAUUUCUGCGAUAUUACUAAAACUUUAUUUAAAAUAACAAAAAAUUGAUCCUGUUAAAAUAAUCACAAAUCCAAUUAUUUUAUUAAAUGCAACUUGGAUUCACCUAAAUCCUCUGGUUGACAGAGUUGUUCAUUUAUAUAUUGGAGUUGAUUAUUUUUUAGAACUGGGCGAAGUCUACACUACACAUAUGAAUUAUGAUAUGAUAAGAUUUUCUUCAGUGCUGAUAACUUGCAGAUUUUUGUUCUUUAUAUUGAGUUUUAUAGGUUGUAAAGUCAUGACCUUGAGGUGCUCUUUGAUGUUAAUACGAACAUGCAUUUGAUUUACUGAACAUGUAUUGACAAUGAAAUUUAAUUUUUUGUACUUAAGAAAGAAACCAGUUGAUUUUUAGAGGUGUAACGUAGUUAUCCUUGAUUUCAAUUGACGGUCUCGUUGAUAUUGAUUAUUUUUAUUUCCUUUCUUGAUAUAAAACAUCUCUUACACUUUGAAUGUUUUUUCCUGUCGAUCUAUGUCUUGACGUUUUCUUCAUUCGUGUAAACUAAAAUCCAAGAUUUUUUCUACACCCGUUCCUUUUAAAAAUCAAAUGGUUGCUACCUUAGUAUGUGCUCUAUAAAUUUGUUCAUUACUUUUCACUGCUGACAAAUUAAGUGAAAACAUGAUUGUCAUACAGUAAGUUGUUAUAUUUUUUAUUACCAUGUUUAUAAAAAAAUAAAAAUGAAAAGUUA
Mytilus californianus (California mussel) is the source of this 5085-nucleotide messenger RNA. RefSeq lists its product as uncharacterized. Lineage: Eukaryota; Metazoa; Mollusca; Bivalvia; Mytilida; Mytilidae. The transcript is spliced from 4 exons. The record is from RefSeq and is a predicted model, not a curated record. Bases 527 to 3256 code for a protein of 909 amino acids.